Messenger RNA from Papaver somniferum (opium poppy), 1866 nucleotides. RefSeq lists its product as uncharacterized. NCBI's taxonomy places the organism in Eukaryota, Viridiplantae, Streptophyta, Magnoliopsida, Ranunculales, Papaveraceae. Bases 1 to 1866 code for a protein of 621 amino acids. The transcript has 4 exons. The record is from RefSeq and is a predicted model, not a curated record.
AUGGAUAGAGAUAGAAUUGACCUUAAGGAAUUUGAGAAGAUGUUGCGUGUUAAGUUGCAUCUUGAUGAAACAGAAAUUCCAAAUUUAUAUUGGACCAUAGACCCAUGUCUGCCUGAGUAUUUGGUUACAAAUGAAGACUUGUUUAAGUUUUGGGAGCAUGUUGUACCUGAUGAUAAAGGGUUCAUAUGUUUACAAAUGAGUGUAAUGAAUUCAGAAUUUAGGAAUGACAAUGACUUCAUUAAGGAUGCAAUGGAACAACCAGUAGUAACAAUUGAUGAGACUCCUAAGAAGGCACCUAAGAGGAUUGCUAAGAAGCCAGUUUCAAAGGAAAAGUCAGUAAAGAUAUCACCUACAAGGAGAUCACCAAGGUUGCAUGCUCAAUCAAAGAAUGAAAACUCAAAUGGAGGAGCAUCUAGGAAGUUGUUGUUCAUGGAUCUGUUAAAUGAAGUGGAAUCUCAGGUACAACAGUUGAUUAGCUUUAAUCAUGAUUACUGGGUUGAUGAAGUAAACAACACUGCUGCAGGGGAUAACACUGAUGCAGGGGAUAAGACUGAUGCAGGGGAUAAGGCUAAUGCAGGGGAUAAGACUGAUACAGGGGAUAAGACUGAUGCAGGGGAUAAGGCUAAUGCAGGGGAUAAGACUGAUACAGGGGAUAAGACUGAUGCAGGGGACAAUAGUGAUGGUGAUGAUGAGGACAAUGUGGUGCUAGAGAACACUACUGUAGAUGAAUGUCACCCCAUUGAAGACCCAAAUGCUCCACCAAUCUUUGACAGUGAUGAAGAAAAUGAUAUUGAUUAUGAAGAUAUUGUCAAGACAUACAAAGUUGGAGAUGAAAGCAGUGAUUCAAGCAGUAGUGAAGAAGACAAUGAAGAAGUUUCUAAUGAUGACAAGAAUAAUGAUAAGGAUAAUGAUGGUCCUGAAGUAAAUGAUGAUAAAUAUUCCAAACCAAAGCUUGAUUACCAGAAGUGGAAAGAAAUGUUCAAUAUGCACAGUGAUGAAGAAGAAGAACCAUUAUUCCCUGUAGAAGAAGAGGUGACUCCUGUUGAUCCUACUAAGAUGGAGGUAAAGUAUGCUUUUAAUAACAAGAGUGCUUAUAAGAAACAUCUUAGGGGUUACUGUGUAAAACAUAAUUAUCAGUAUACGGUCUAUAAGAGUGACAAAACAAGAUUAAGAGUGAGAUGUAGGUUUAGGGAAGAGUAUGGUUGUAACUGGUUUGUAAAUGCUAGCAUAAAAAGGCAUGAGCCUACUUUUAUUGUUAGGAAGGUUAAUCUAGAACACACUUGUGUUGCGGAUCCAAAGAGUUUUAACAGAUCCGCGGAUCCUGAGUUCGUAAAAGAUGUGGUACAUGAGAAGUUAAAGCAGACAGCUGGGGCCUUAAUUCCAAAGCCUAAACACAUUGCAAGAGACUUUUUUGUAACUCAUAACAUCAAUAUACCUUAUAUUUGUGCAUGGAAGGCUAGAAAUCUUCUUUUAGAAGAUCUGUUUGGUAAUUAUGAAGACAGCUACAAGGAUGUACCCAUCUUUUGUGCAAUGGUGGCUCAUACUAAUCCAGGGUCUGUUGCUAAAUACACUUAUGGGAAAAGAGAUAAGACAUUCAUGAGCAUGACUAUUUCAUUUGCUGCACCAAUGAGAGGAUUUCAGAAAGCUUGCAGGGGAGUCAUAGGUUUAGAUGCAUGCCAUCUAACUGGAAAGCGUGGUGGUGUUCUAAUGGCUGCAACAGCAAUUGAUGGUCAGAAUUCUCUGGUGCCUUUAGGCAUUAAGGUGGCUAAGAGUGAAACCAAGGAGAGCUGGACUGGGUUCCUCAAGGAUUUGGCUCCAGCAAUCAAUGCACAUCAUGCUGGCAGGCAUCCAUGGACAUCAACUUAG